Molecule: messenger RNA, 366 nt
Organism: Paramecium octaurelia
Lineage: Eukaryota; Ciliophora; Oligohymenophorea; Peniculida; Parameciidae
Source: the annotation of a GenBank genome assembly
AUGCAUUAUUCACUUGUAGAAGGAUCUUAAUAAACUGAUUCCAUUCAUUAUCCUUCUAAAAUUCACGUUAGAUAUCCUUCUUAAUUGCAAAUGGGUUCUCCUAGAAUAAUUCUCUUGCAAAAUCACUUUCCUGCUGUGAAGCCUAUCAUUGUAAGAAAACCCCAACAAGGAUCAAACUUGAAAUAACUCAAAAAUGCUUACUACACCAAUCGAUAACCCGUCAAAACUCUCUGCAACGAAUAAUUGGAAAUACCAAAACAGGAGAAAAUACUAAAAGAAAAAAACAAAAAACUAUAAUUAAGGAAAAAUAUGACCAGAAAAUUAUUGAAAAUUACUGAGUAUCUAGCUUCCUACAGAAAGCCCUGA